Messenger RNA from Callorhinus ursinus (northern fur seal), 2873 nucleotides. It is a transcript of the gene CDC40, whose product is annotated as cell division cycle 40. The record is from RefSeq and is a predicted model, not a curated record. Gene Ontology annotation, molecular function: protein binding; mRNA binding. NCBI's taxonomy places the organism in Eukaryota, Metazoa, Chordata, Mammalia, Carnivora, Otariidae. Gene Ontology annotation, cellular component: catalytic step 2 spliceosome. Gene Ontology annotation, biological process: mRNA splicing, via spliceosome.
CUCCGCAGAGGAUCUGUUGCCGUCAUGUCGGCUGCAAUUGCAGCGCUGGCUGCGUCCUAUGGUUCCGGUUCAGGGUCCGAAUCGGACUCGGACAGUGAGAGCGGACGGUGUUCCCUGCCAGCCGCCGACUCCCUCAUGCACUUGAGGAAAUCAGCUUCGACCAAGCCCUCUCUGGCAGUGGCGGUGGACUCGGCUCCGGAGGUGGCAGUUAAGGAAGAUUUAGAGACUGGAGUUCACCUUGACCCUGCUGUCAAAGAGGUUCAGUAUAAUCCUACCUAUGAGACCAUGUUUGCUCCUGAGUUUGGACCAGAAAAUCCCUUUAGGACACAGCAAAUGGCUGCCCCUAGAAAUAUGCUUUCUGGAUAUGCUGAACCAGCUCAUAUCAAUGAUUUUAUGUUUGAACAACAAAGAAGAACUUUUGCCACAUACGGUUAUGCAUUAGACCCUUCAUUAGAUAAUCAUCAAGUGUCUACUAAAUAUAUUGGUUCGGUAGAAGAAGCUGAAAAAAAUCAAGGUUUAACUGUGUUUGAAACUGGUCAGAAAAAGAUAGAAAAGAGGAAAAAGUUCAAAGAAAAUGAUGCAUCUAAUAUUGAUGGUUUCCUGGGACCGUGGGCAAAAUAUGUGGAUGAAAAAGAUGUAGCCAAACCCUCAGAAGAAGAACAAAAAGAAUUGGAUGAAAUCACAGCGAAGAGGCAGAAAAAAGGCAAACAGGAAGAAGAGAAGCCUGGGGAGGAGAAGACAAUCUUACAUGUUAAAGAAAUGUAUGACUACCAAGGGAGAUCCUAUCUUCACAUACCUCAGGAUGUUGGUGUUAAUCUUCGGUCCACUGUGCCACCUGAGAAGUGUUACCUUCCCAAAAAACAAAUUCAUGUGUGGUCUGGACAUACAAAGGGCGUCAGUGCCGUCAGAUUAUUUCCUCUCUCUGGCCAUUUAUUGCUGUCUUGUUCCAUGGACUGUAAAAUUAAGCUAUGGGAGGUUUACGGAGACAGACGCUGUCUGCGAACAUUUAUUGGCCACAGCAAAGCCGUUAGGGACAUCUGCUUUAAUACUGCAGGAACGCAGUUCCUCAGCGCAGCUUAUGACAGGUACCUUAAGCUCUGGGACACUGAGACAGGACAGUGUAUAUCAAGAUUUACAAACCGAAAAGUGCCCUAUUGUGUCAAAUUUAAUCCCGAUGAAGAUAAGCAAAAUCUCUUUGUAGCUGGUAUGUCUGAUAAAAAGAUUGUGCAGUGGGACAUUCGAAGUGGAGAAAUUGUGCAGGAGUAUGACCGGCAUUUGGGAGCUGUCAACACCAUUGUUUUUGUGGAUGAGAAUAGGAGAUUUGUGAGCACAUCUGAUGAUAAGAGCCUAAGAGUUUGGGAAUGGGAUAUCCCUGUGGAUUUCAAGUAUAUAGCAGAGCCCAGUAUGCACUCCAUGCCUGCGGUGACUUUGUCUCCAAAUGGGAAAUGGCUAGCAUGUCAAUCAAUGGACAACCAAAUCUUAAUUUUUGGAGCACAGAACAGAUUUAGAUUGAAUAAGAAAAAAAUUUUUAAGGGCCAUAUGGUCGCGGGUUAUGCUUGUCAGGUGGACUUUUCACCAGACAUGAGCUAUGUGAUUUCAGGAGAUGGAAAUGGAAAAUUGAACAUCUGGGACUGGAAGACCACAAAACUCUAUAGUCGAUUUAAAGCUCAUGAUAAAGUGUGUAUAGGUGCAGUGUGGCAUCCUCAUGAAACAUCUAAAGUCAUAACAUGUGGUUGGGAUGGUCUCAUUAAAUUGUGGGAUUAAUGAGAUUAAUCCUUAUCUAGGCUCAUUUUUUGAUCCAAUUUCAUAUUUAACUAUAUUUAAUUAUUAAAUGUGUUGGACGACAACUCGAUUUACAAAUUAUGAUUUCCUUACAUGGCCUUAUGAAGUUGACCCAUUGUUUAAAAAUAUUUUUUUUUUGUAAAUUUGGCUCAUAUAAUUUCAUUGGCAACUUCAUUUUGUUCUUUAUAGAUGUUAUUUAUACAGAGAAUGACCAUUGACUUUCUAUGUGGUGAGUAGUUGUUGGCAGGCAGUUUGGGUUUACCCCCCUUGACAUACUGAAAGGAUCUCUUUGGAGCUGAGGAAGAAUCCCUGGUUGAUUUGGUGUUUUAAAGGAGGUAAUACAAUUAAUGACAAAUAAUUCUGAAAGGCACCGUGUUUACCUCUUCAACAAAAAGGGAGGUAAGGAACAGAGACGAUGUUAUUUAAUGUGAAUCUGAAAGAAGGUAAAACCACCCACAAUUACUGUUCCCAUUAUUUUUGGUUGGUCAAGUUCAGAUCUUUUGGAUUCAAGAGUUCUAUUUUUUAUGACAUAUAUUGUAUGUUUACUUGUAAGCCAGCAAUCUUCUCUGACUGCAGCAUUCCUCUAACUAUUAAACAAUGGAAAAUAAACAGUCCAGAGUUUUUUCCUUGGCUUUCUUCCCAAUCAGUAUAGAUAGGACUAUAUAUAAGCAGAGAAUUAUGUUAUUUUUGAAGGUGAAACUCAAGAGAAUUGAGUCAAGACUUUGAGUUUUAUUUGUAUUUACUAUAUGUAAGGACCUGGCUACACUUCCAGAAAUCAGGGUCUCCUAGGUCAUCGAUUCACAGAUGUUACUACUGAAAUACUCCUCAUAGGAGCUAGGGUAUAAGGGCAUCAUCCAAAAUGUCAACUUGUAAUUUCUUUGAAGUGGUAUGUUUUAUCUUUAAAAUUACUCUGAUUUUGCUUAUGAAUAUAUGCAACAGAACUUUUUAAAGAUUAGAAAAAUUUUUAACUUCUUUCCAAAUCUUUGAAUAAAAUUGACACUCCAGAAAGAUGGCUAUGGUUCCCCUGUUUGAGAAGCAAUAACUGGUUGGUUUAAAAAAAAAAAAAAGUUUAAGAACUUCAGAUUGUGAAA